AUUCAUGGCCAUUCCCAUUUCCCAAUAGUUGGUAAAUACAUCCAACAUGAAGACACAUUGGAGUCCCAAAGAGUCGCUUGCAACGUAGUAUUCUUCCAUAAAGUCAAGACGAUAGAUAAGGAGAGAAGGAAGAAGUUGAUGGAAAAGUGAGCGACAAAUGUUCACAGAGAAUAAUCAAUCACAUCGAAUGAUAGCAAAUGAUAGUGGUUCGAUAUCACUGAGAGACAUUGAAAUGUUAAACAUAAUGCUUCGUCAUCGCACAUAUAUUACCAGUUAAUGUGACUGCUGUAUUAGAGUAAUUAAUCGUGUUCAUGGGUUAUGAUUAUUCGAUUAUUGAAUGGAUUAAACAGUGUGCGGAGUGAGGCUAUUUAACAAAAAUUAGGCAUUUUAUUGAAUUGGAGGGCUUGGAGGGUUGAUGACUGUUGAUUUAUUCUGAUGUUUAGAGAUAAUUGAAGGAACGUUGACAAAGUGUUGAAUGAAAUUUGAGAUAAAUUUUUUGGUGCGGUUACAACCCCGACGAAACGUAACUUCCACCUAGCUUUGAGUCGUGAUUUAUAAUUAAAAAAGUGGUGCUACGGUAAAUUUCAAAAUGGCGUUUGCGGCUGCACGGAUGAUCCUCAAGGACAAACGGCGAAAGGCGAGCAAGGAGGAUUUUACACCGAGAAACAGAAGCAAGGCUCGCAGCGCCAGUACAAGUAGCUUUAGAAGCCUGAGUCAGGCACGUAACAAACCUGCGGAUGGAGUAGGUCACGUUAAUCAAAAGGGUGCCUCGGGACAAAAAGCUCCCCUGACCGGUGGUCAGAAGGGUGCGCCUGGUGCCAAAGGUCCGGGAAAACCAGCCCAAAAACCAAGUGCACAAAAAGGACAAGUCAAGGUCACACCCAAAGCGGCUUCAGUCAAAACUGGGAAAAACAAGAAGAAGGGACAGAGACAGCAGUAUGAUCUGAUAGUCACUAUCAAUUUGUCGGAGUAUGGACUCACGGAGGACCAGGUAGCAGAAUUUAAGGAGGCAUUCAUGCUAUUUGACAAGGAUGAGGAUGGUACGAUCACAAUGGCUGAGCUCGGAGUUGUCAUGCGAUCUCUCGGUCAGAGACCGUCAGAAACGGAACUUCGAGAUAUGGUUAAUGAAGUCGAUCAAGAUGGGAACGGCACCAUCGAGUUCAAUGAGUUUCUUCAGAUGAUGUCGAAGAAAAUGAAGGGAGCGGAUGGUGAAGAUGAACUCCGGGAAGCUUUCAGAGUCUUCGAUAAGAACAAUGACGGAUUGAUUUCUUCAAUGGAACUGCGACAUGUGAUGACGAAUCUUGGUGAGAAAUUAUCGGAGGAGGAGGUUGAUGAUAUGAUCAAGGAAGCUGACCUCGAUGGAGAUGGAAUGGUCAAUUACGAAGAAUUCGUGACAAUCCUGACGGCUAAGAAUUAGUUCGUACGCCAGAAAAACAAUCGCAACUUGAGUAAACGACGAUAAGCAAUACUGAACUAAAAGAAUUAUAUUACUCCUGGUGUGCUUUGAGAACAAUAAACUCACAAGCCCCGAAAAAAAAAAUAUGAAGCUAUCAUAACCGGGUGUAUCUCUACCACAAGCCGAAUAUCUCGGCAAUCCGCCAUUUCUCAGAAACGUGACUAGUUUUCGACGUAAUUUUCGACGUAAUGAAUCGUCGUCUCUUCGCGUUAGGGAUUCACUGGAAUUAUUUAAUCAAGAUGUAUAAAUACGCAGAGCAGAUAGGAUUACUUCGACAUCCACUGAGAACGUUUCUCCAAUAUCUGUUUGACUAAAUCAUGAAAUCUGCAAAAUUACACAAAUUCCGUACGAGAAUCAACAAAUUAACAAACUUCACGCUAUGCUACGUUGAACUAUACAUUUAUAAUUCAGCAGUCUCACCAGACAAACAUAAAAUAAUAUAUGGACACUGUCUCUACUUAUUUUUUAAAAUGAAAAAUAAGAGGAAAUUCAAUUAUAUUUUAAGAUAGUUCAUUAAAUUUAAGAACAAGGUUGCCCCUGAAACAAUCAACUGAGCUUCGGUUAGCAUGUACUUACGUGAAUGACAUCGGAGAUUAAAAAUCGUUGAAAAAGAGUGUUUGAUAACGAUUACUCAAUUGACAGAAUUAUGAAUUGAUAAUUUUCAUUGGUAUACAUAUAACAAUUUUGCCGAAUUGAUAAAGGCACUUCUCGGGAUUUGAGAUAUUCAGAUAACGUAAUAAUAAUUUUUAUACAAGAAUAAAUAUUGGUGGCGCAUAUUCUAUCUUUUGAGAACGUUACAAAUUUCGCUGAUAUCUAAUAUUAAGAAUCUGCACAAUUGCAAUUGUUUUCUUUCAAUGAAUAUACAUUACACCCUGAGGGGUGGCCAAAUCGGAUGACUCGAAUGAUUUAAGAACGAGAUGAGACAUUCUCAAAUCCUGAGAAAUGAUUUUCCGAGGAUUCAGCAUUCAAACAAUUCAUUUCCCACUCGGAAUAUUCUUGCGCAAGAAAAUUUAUUAUUUUCAAUCCCUCACACUGAUGAUUCUACCCACCAUUACAUCGCGCAUUCAAUUAACCCGAUUAUUCAUGAACUCAGACACUGAAAUAAAAUAAUUAACUGCGAGAAGUGGUGGAAAAAUAAUAAUGGCAUACAGUAGUAAGCAGUUUGAUUUAAUAUGUGAAUCGCAGCGUGAGUAAUGAGAAAAUAUUAAUGUUAAAAUAUUUUGAUGGGCGAAAAUAAAUACGCCGAGUGUGCGCCAAGUCAAAAAAUCAUGAAGACGGAAAAAACGAUCACGAAUGGAACCAGCAAACAGAACAUGCUUCAACGGAUUAAAUAGUAUAUACUAUUUCGAUGAAACGUACAUAUGGAAUGAUGGAAAAAUACCGUUGUCGUCAUCGGUAACGUCGAUGAUUCAACAGAGAUAGACAAUAAUGUUCCGUUCACUCUGAUGAUUGAUUAAGAGAAAUAUAUAAUAGAUAUAUUUACAAAUUGAAUUGGUAUCAUAUUAAUAUUUUACAUCAUCAUUGUAUGAGAAUCAAGAUCACUGAGAGAUACCGAAGGUAGCACAGCGGUUAUGAAAUGUUAAAUUAUUGAAAUGCUACCAUCGACGUUUCCGGUUAUCUCUUCGGGGUUUAUACGUUAGAUUAAUGAUGUUCAAUGAUGUUCAAUGAGCGGGUAACAUAUUUGAAGAAUAGUAUAAGGUUCAAUUGAAACGACAUAUUGACGAAACAAUAUAAAUGGAAAAUAUGAUGUACCUCAAAAGACAUUUCUGGAAUAUAAAAAUGGAGAAAGGGAUGUAUUUUUUCUCAAGAGUUCAAUGAGAUCAAUCAGAGAUUGUGGAGACUAGGGGGAGAUAAUCGCGAUGAGCCAACUCAAAUAGUAAUUCAUAACGUCCCAAUGACAAUAUAUGACAGAUUUAAACAAAAAUUACAUCUAUCCGAACGGGUUUAUGCCUGGACGGCCUAAGUUUAUCGUUUCCAUCCAAAAAAUAAAAAUGGUUGAAAAAAUAGGAGUAGCGGAGGAGAUAUGAUUUGAAUGAAUUUCAUCAGUCGAUUUUUUGUAUUUAUUUUGAUAAUUCGAUAUGCCUAAGUGAAUAUUUUUGCUUGACGUGUUAUUUAUUGCCCAAUUGGCCAGUAAAGAGGCCCAGAAAGUGUUCACUGUUUUUUGUCAGACAUAUUGUGAAGAGUUUACGGUUUAAUAUGGCUAUCAAUGUAUUUUUUGCACGAAAUUUAUAAAAACAACAAUAACAUGAUUUUUAAUGAGAUUACGGUAAGUAUUAAUUAUUGAACACGUUUCACCAUUCAAUCUAUGAAUAUUCUAUCGAAUUAAUUUAUUCAUUGAUAUUAUGUCUGCGUGUUCACCGUUUAAAUUAUUUAUCAAAAUAUAAUGACAUGGAAAGAAUUGUAAAACAUAAUUACGAUAUAUUUAUAAAUGAAAAAUCCGGCCGUCGUGACUAUCCAGUGUUUUAUGAAUCAAUGUAAUUAUUUAUAGUAAUUGACAGUUUAACUCUGUAUAACCUGAAUAUCGGAUUUGGCACUCCUUCCACCUCUCCCGCCUCAUUAAUUCAAAACUUCCAUUUUUUCAAAAAUAUAUUUUCAUCACGGUCUAAUAAAAAUACAUAUUUUUAUAGCUUUAAGACGAUUCCGUGCACGCCAAUCUAUUAUUCAUCAUAAUUAACGAAAAUAUAUCAUUCACUAUUAUCUACAACAAGAAUAAUUGAUAUUGUUAUAUGUAUGGCUAUGAGUCCAGAUGACAGGUCGUCCCAAUUAUGAUCACCAACAAUGUCAUUGUGAUUAGAUCAUAUAUCCCCUACCAUUUAUUCUAAUAUUAUGUCUAAUUAAGGUCUUCCUUCAAUUACUUAAUAUUUAUUAAUUAUUCUCAACAUUGUCACUUGAAAAAUUAAGGGUUGGGAAAAAUCGUGGUUUUUUUCAACAAUUAACGGCUAAUUACCCAAUACAAAAUGAAAUUUCGUAGAGCUUUUUAUUAAUUUUAGAGGACUAGACCUGUAUCCCAUCAUGACGCGAGAUUUAAGUAAUUUAUUCAUUGAUUAACCAAAAUUUAUUGAUCCCCCACAGGAUAUAUAUUGUAUGAAAAUGCUCAUGGCUCUUUUAAAUACUUCACUAUGACAGACAACCGAAAAUUAUUAUAUUAUUCAACUGAUAAAUGAGAAAGAAAAAUCUAGUUGGUAUCAAAUACGUUGAAAAAAAAUUGUACGAGAAAUAAUCAAAUGGCAUGCAUUAUACAUGAAUUAUGAAUAUAUACGAUAGAUAUGAAAAGUAACUGAAUUAACUUGAAAAAAAAACAUUAGAUGGUAUCAUUACUGUUAAUAAAUGUAAUGUUAUCGCAAAAAGGAAUCUAUGGAUCGUACCUCGCGCUAAAUUGCUGAAUGUUGAAUUACAUAAAAAAAAAAGAAUGCAGAAGAUUUUUGCACUGAAUUAUACACCUAUGAAUUUAUCAUUUUUUAGGCUUUAAAAAAAUGUGAGUUUUGCGAGAGUGAGAUCCUGAAAGUUAUAUUUAAUCGAAAUAAAAUCGUGUCAAAAAUAGGGCUACAAGAUAAAGAAAAAAUAUAAUGGUUAGAUGUUGAACGUUUUACUUGAACCGAAAUGUAGCCAUUAAUGUAGGUGACUCCGUCAAAAAAGCCUACGACUGUUUCGAUUUGUUACUUAGAGUUUAAAUCGGAUAAGUCCAUAAGAUCGAUAUCAUCGUUCAUUUAACAGAUUCAUAUUGCGUUGAAUAUUGUCUAAUAUUACGAAGAAAAUUGACAAGCUGUUAAAAUUGAUGAGCAGGAGAAAGUAAAGAAAAAAAAAAAUCAUUGGCAAUCAGCGCAUACAAUACACACUGAUUAUCAAAUAAUUGAUAGAGGACAUUUUACUAACAGACUCUCCUUUAAUUUAAUGUACCAUUACGUUUUACAACUAUUAUUUAACAUUUCUCGAAUUAUGGGAAUGGCCUAAACAGCAGUAGAGGUAUAUGGAUAUAUCUGGUCACGAUAUAGGAUUGUUGGAAAAUUAAUAUAAUAAAAAAAAUGUCUUUCAUUAAUUUAUCGAGAGAAUAGGAAUACAAAAUGAGAUUGAGUACAAGGAAGACAAGUGAAAGCUCCAUUGGUGGUUCGUGGUAAUAAAUAAACGCUAGUGAUAUCCUGAAUAAACAUAUGUUUAAAUAUAUGAAAAAAUAUAUGUAUAUGACAUAAAAUUACUGAUAAGUGCAAAGAAAGGUAACUGCGAGAAAAAAAUAUCGCAAUGUUAUUGAUUUAUUUUGUUUUUUUCAAAUGUGAAAGAGUAAAAAAUUGAAACAGACAAAAAACUACGAUAAUUCAUCGUUCUAACGAUUUAUGGAGUUAUUUUUCUAAAUAAAAAUAUUAAAAUUCUUUAUUUUGGCGAUUAAAUGAACUGAAAAUAUAUCAGGAGGCAUUUUUUUCGUAUAGUCUCAAUGUGCUAUGCAAAUCAUUGCGGCUGGACUGUGAAACAGCAGCCUCGGGUAUUCGAAAAUAUUUUCACUGUAGACUUUUACAAGUGUUCAUUUAUUUGGACGUAGUUAAUAAUUGGGCCGGUGACGGUGCACUUAAUCUACUCACUCUGCUAUGAUAACUCUUACAGAAGAUACUGCUCGUCGAGAUUAACCUGCUGUUUUUUCUCUUGAUGAAUCCCACAAAUUUUGACGAAUUAUUGAUGCACAAAUUGAUGAUUUUUUUUUAUCGAUGCACAUUAAUUUUUUAAUGCAAUUAUUGGGAACAAGAGGAAUCAUUCAUAAAUACGUAACAAGUUGUUAAGAUGCUCUCUCAGUGUAAUGUGCAAUACAAUGUAUUGUUGUAGGCAGCGAAACGAUAAAAUCUUGUAAUCAAGAAGUGAAGGAAGUUCUCAAAUUGCCAGCUGAUUAUUUUGCAAACAUCAUUGAAAUUUGAGGGUACAUGAAAGAAUAUCAAAAAAUCUUAUCUUUCAAAUUUUUGUUGAAAAAAUCCGCUCGGUAUUCUUUCGUUGAUCCCCUUGUUUCCUCAAUAUUUGCAAAGGACGUCGAUAAUCCAAUUUGAUGUUUUUCUAUUGAAUCACUUCAGUAUUCUACAUCUGUAGGUAUUCAUUAUCUUGCAUAAUUAUUGCAAAUAAAAGUUACUCAAAGUUUGCCAAUAAACAGGAACUUGUAUGACUUGAAAUAAAAGGUAAGAGUUUGCAAUUCAAAUUAUUCUCUUUUUUUUUUAACAAGACAUUUUUUUCUUGAUUAAUUGACUACCACAGAACUACCCUACCUAUUAAAUUUUUGAAGGGAACCGCGCACCUAUGUAUUAAUAAAAUUCUAAGACCACAACUAUUUUUUACGAUUCAAGAAUAUCGUAAGAGGUCUGCUUCAUUCAUGUUCCGUAAUGGUAGACGUAGCAAUGAAAAAUAUUAAUAAGAGAUGAGAGCUGAGACGAGAGUGUUGUAUGUGUGAUGUUACAUGUAUGUAAGUCAUGUUAUGUGUAAUGUCAUGUAUCCUGAGAUUAGACGAAAAAAAAAUGAUAAAGGGAUAUUGACAAAGUCAAAUAUUAACACAAUAGAAAACAGAGAUGGUGUGUCAUUGGUGGAAUGUAUUACAUGUAAUGGAGUUACGUUUAAAAUACAGCCAUUUUAUAAUGGACACAACAUUCA
Fopius arisanus is the source of this 7072-nucleotide messenger RNA. RefSeq names its product neo-calmodulin. Gene Ontology annotation, cellular component: myosin II complex. The record is from RefSeq and is a predicted model, not a curated record. The transcript is spliced from 8 exons. NCBI's taxonomy places the organism in Eukaryota, Metazoa, Arthropoda, Insecta, Hymenoptera, Braconidae. Gene Ontology annotation, molecular function: calcium ion binding. Bases 590 to 1417 code for a protein of 275 amino acids.